CGUGUUCUGAGGCAGCUAAGGCCAGAGUAGAUGCGAUGAGAUGAACUGACGUGGGGUUUUGAUCGAAUCAACGUUCCCCAAAGAUUUUGGAGUGGAGCGGCGUGAUGACCGGCAUCGAUAGAGACGAAGAGCCUCCAGAGAGCGAGAGCAACAUCCCCACAGCAGCGUGCAACGCCGAGGAGGCGCUGCGGCAGUCGGCCUUCGCGCAGAUCUCAUCUCUGUCGGUCUAUGCCCGGCUGCAGCGGACGAGCGGCGCCAUCGACGACGCCACCUGGCAGCGGUUUGCACACCAGCUCGACGACCUGCGCAGGGACAUGCUGCUGAUGCAUGGCCAUGAUGACAAUGCCCAGAAUGAUGGUGACAACGACAAUGGCGCCACGAUGGUGGACAACGGCGUGUCGACGUCGAUCUGUGAGCCGAUGCCCGAGCCGUAUGGGAGCCAGCAGCUGCCCACGCGCCGCGUGGUGAAGCUGCCGUCGAACAAGACGGCCCUGGGGAUGGGCAUGAUAAGCACCCAGACGGACCUGCACUCGGUGGAGUCGUCGCGAGUGGAGGUCGGGUGGGUGCAGUGGCUGAUGAUGAUGUUCCUGCACCCCAAGCACUUCGAGAACCUCACUCCGGCUCUCGAAGAUGUACGUGGACGAGAGGGGACAGGGGAGGGGCCAUGUGGAUGGAUGGAUCGAUGGACAACAAGCAAGGUGUGUUGUCCUUCGUUGCGUGUGUGUGUGUGUGUGCAGGUGGUUGACUUCAUGGUGCACGGGACCCCGCUUGAGACGUGGUGGGUGCGUAUUGCGGGGCUCAGCUUCUACCCUCACGACAGCAGGCUCGUCCGGCAGAUAUGGCCCAUCAUGAUCCACCUCAUCCUUUGGUGAGUGAGCAACGACCGACGUGUCGCACGUGUGGUGGGUGUCCAUUGGCCAUUGAUUGACGCCUGUCACGCCAUGCCGUGUCUUGUGUGACAGGCACGGCGCGAUAUGCAACGGUGUGGUCUUCUUCUUCUCGGCAAUCGACCCCAUGUGGUGCGACCGGAACUACGACUCGGACCUGUGUGAGGGGACCGACCUGCUCCUGCUCUUCAUGUUCUGGUCCAUCAGCCUCGCCGUCGCCGUGGCCUACACCGUGCUGCGCGUGCAAUGGGUGGGUGGGUGAGGCAGUGCAGUCAGUCGGGGAUCUGAUCAGGCAGCUCAGCUUGCAAAUGAGCAGCACAGCACAUCCGAGAGUGUGUGUAUUCCAUUGUGUGUGUGUGUGUGUGUUCAGAUAUACCGUGGGGACGCCUUCCUGCACGCGUUGGAUUUUGUGCGGAGCGAGUGCAACGAGGCGAAUGUGCUGCACCGCCUCAAGAAGGAUGUGAGGGCCAAGUUCGCCUGGACGGUCGUCUUCACCUUCCUCUUCUGGAGCUACUUCUUCUACAUCGUGAGAGAGGCGCACAGCACACGCGACACACAUCUGAUCUGCACAGACGAGACGAGCAUGCCGCCCGCCGCAUAUAAGCUGUGUCCACGUGGUGUGUGUGUGUGUGUGUGUUAGGGCGUGAUUGAUCGUGCCUUGGUGUUGUCCGACCGGCACAAGAAGUACUUUGCCAUCUUCCCCGGGAUGCACAACGCGCCCCAGUGGCUGUUAGAGCUCAACGGCUACCUCCUCGAAAUAUGCGGCACCCUCUUCGAGCCAUUCAUUGGCAUGGUGAGCCUCCCCCCCCCCCACACACACACACCCCUCUGUGUCCAUCUUUUGACGACUGAUCGGUUCAGACCGUGGCGGCUCAGACGGGGAUUAUCUGCGUGAUCCACCGAUCGUCGUUCAACGUUUUGAUGUACCACAUGAUGAAGCGGGACAGGCACAUGCAGAUGCACGCCCGCGCGCAGGAGUACAGCAGCAGGCCGCCCAUGGCCAUGGCGCUGACGGUCCCGCAGCUGAUCGAGAUGCACCGGUCGCUCGACGGCAUGCUCAACCGCAGCAGCCUGAUCUUGCAGGCGCCCAUCACGGCCAUGGGGGCCCUGUACUUCGUGUCCUUCCUCAGCUGUCUCUUCCUGAUACUGUUCCGUGAGCCGAGCUCCAACGGGCUGGAUGUUUUCUUCAUUGUGGUGAGUUCAGUUCAGUCAGCUCCCUCAUGAGACACACACACACACAUACAUGGAUGAGAUGAGUCUGUCGGUCGACUCAUCGGUGUGUGUGUGUGUGUUGAUGUGUUCUUCAGUUGGGGAUAUUUUUCACCGUGGGGCUUUCCACGUACUGGAUACUGUCAGACACGGCCAAGGUGACGGCCAAGUGUGCACGGCUCGCUGAGAUCGCCUCGUUUGCAUCACGGUAUGCAGCACACCACACCACAGCACAGCACAGCAAACAAAUGAAUGAGCCAGAGAGAAACAAAGACCACCAUGCCCCAUUUCUCUCUCUCUGUCCGUGUCUGUGUCUCUGUCUGUCGGUCUCUGUCUGUGCAGGCACUACUAUCUGUGCGGCGGCACUGAGAACCGCCCCUCCCUCCCCACGCCCGCCUCCUCCCACGCCCCCACACACGCCAUCGUCAGGGACCUCACUCUCUCCAAAGCCGUGGCCGACUCCAUCAUGCUCGCAGCAGCCACCCCACGCUCAUCAGAGGCACCCAGCAGGCAGGCCACCGCCGACCUGAGCAUCACUUUCCCCACCAACGGCUCGACCGUGGCCGCGCCCGAGCACUCCCGCACCAACAUAAAGCGGUCCUUCUUCGUCUUGCGGCCGUCGGUCGCGCGGUUGAUGCGGGCGUGGAGGCGACUGCGUAAGGUCAAGAGUGCAGAGCCCAGGAAGAUCGAGAUCCAGUCGCGCAGCAGGAGGGCGGGGGAGGAGGAUCUGGAGUCCGGGGUGCUGGGUGACAUCCCCGUGAGGGACGACAGCUGCGCGCUGUCGUACACGGCCUUUGUGCGGGAGAGCGAUGCGGGCCUGGGGGGCGUGUGUGACGGGAUGGGGAUGGGCGGGGGCGGAGGGGUGUAUAAUGUUGGGCGGCCUGGGGUCAAGCCCGCGAGUAGUGGGUGUGACAUAAUGCAUGAGGCCAUGGAGCAGCUCCUGCUCGUCCAGUACUUCCGCGCCUCAAGUAAGAGAGAGCACAUGAGAGAGCACACAGACUGACAACACAGCACAGCCCCAAGGAAGCAAAAACGACAUUCCCUCCCACUCCCACUCCCCCGCCCCUCUGUGUGUGUGUGUCUGAAUCAUCCGAAUGUUGUCAGAUUCUGCGUGGCGAGUCUACGGUGUGGAGAUGACAUCCAGUCUGCUGGGGAGGAUUCUGUACACGGUCGCCGCGCUUGUUGCAGUGGGGCUGCAGAGGGCGCUGUCUCUCUAAACAAGGAGAGGGGGGGGGACAAAGGGACAAACUGACUGGGGUAGUGGAGAGGGGAGAGGGGAGCGAGGAGAGAGAUGAUCAGUCACUUUGUCAUUUUUGUCUCUUCUUGUUGCUCGUGGGCCUCUGUGUGGGGCGUGAGUGUGUGUGGUGCGUGUGUCGACAUCUCAUAUGAGUGAGUGAACCGAGCGAACGAUUGAUUGGUUCAAAGCGUGUGUGUGUCGUAGUGAGAGUGCGUGCGUGUGCGUGUGUGUAUGUGAGGUUUUGUGGCUCGCGUGUGCGCGCGUAGGGUACACAGAGAGAUUAUUUCUUUGUGGUGGUUUAUCCGGGGAUAUCUGCGGUGUGUGGUGUGGUGUGGUGUGGUGUUCCGUUUGUUGUCUCUCUUUGUUAGGUAGGGCUGUUGGCUGCUGAGUCAUCGCUAUUUCUUUGGCCGGGUGGCGGGCGGGCGGGCGGGCGGGCUUUGUACCUCCUGUGCAAAGAUGGAGGGAUGGCUCCAUGGCUGACUGCACCACUGCAGCCAAGCCAGAUAAAUGGCAAGAUGAGAUGGAUGGAUGGAUGGAUGGACGGACGCAUUUGAGCGGUCCGUCCGUCCCUUCGUACGACGAUGGAUGUGAUGUGUGUGUGACGACUAGUCCAUGUGGUGCAUGAUUCAUGUCUGUGUGCCGUGCGUAGCACAAAGCAUGUGACUGACAUACAGGUCUGUCUGUCUGUCUCUCUGUGAGUGAGUGCGUUCGUUCAUUCGUGAGUAUGUGCGUGUGUGCGUGUGUGAGUGGGUGUGGGGCAUUUAAUUUUAUUGAGGAGUGAGUGAGUAAUGCGCGAUGCGCAUGUGGGGACGGACUUAUGUAGCUGACCGUACUUGAUGCAGUGCUCUCUCUGUCCUUGGUGUGUGACGAUAUUCUGAUGGAUGGAUGGAUGGUUGGACAAUCUCUCUCGUGUCUGCCAGACAGACAGACAGCCCUAUCGGCGGGUGGCAAGUUGACUGACUGAUUGCUUCACUUGAAAGAGGGCGCCGCCCAUGAUAUAUA
This is a messenger RNA of Vitrella brassicaformis, 4335 nucleotides long. Lineage: Eukaryota; Vitrellaceae. The record is from the annotation of a GenBank genome assembly.